Messenger RNA from Theobroma cacao (cacao), 659 nucleotides. It is a transcript of the gene RTFL14, whose product is annotated as ROTUNDIFOLIA like 14. The record is from RefSeq and is a predicted model, not a curated record. Gene Ontology annotation, biological process: negative regulation of cell population proliferation. Lineage: Eukaryota; Viridiplantae; Streptophyta; Magnoliopsida; Malvales; Malvaceae.
UUGCUCCACUCAUAUCUUCGACUGCUUCGGCUUCCUAUAAAUUGGGCUUCAAAAUCUUCCACAGCCUUUCAACUUUCAACCUCCAAACACAACUCUCAGCCACUUGCAGGAAUUACAAAGAAAAAGGGUUUCAGGUGCUUCCACUCUUGUAAUCAGUUGUCGUUUCUGCUUCUGUUUUCUUUUUUUUUUUUGAGAUGGCAGAAAGCUCGUUUUCAAUGAGGAGUACGAAGGGUCGGUCAUGGCAAAGGUGUUCAAAGCAAAUCAGAGAGCAGCGGGGAAGGCUUUAUAUUAUAUGGCGAUGCACUGUGUUACUGCUGUGUUGGCACGACUAGCCUUGGGGUUGGGUCCAGUUCAAUUCAAUCUGGAAUCCAAUUCUCAAUAGGCUGGAAGAGUCGGGACUUGGGGAGGUGGAGGUGGUGUAUAGUUUAGAUACAGAAAUCACGCUUUCAAUUAGGGAGGCGGAGGAGGUGGGGGGGUUUUUUUGGUUUGUUGGUUUGUUUUCUUUUUUCUUCUUUAGGAGGUAGAGAAAUUAGACGUAGAAGGGGUUGUCUGAUUGAUGAACGAUGCCUAAAUUUAACAUGAAUUACAGAAGAAAGAGCGGAUAUGUUAACAUGCUACUACAAUUUUUUGUAAAUAGUGCACUUGCUCUUUCGGUCCUA